AUGACCGCCCACAUACUAAUGCGUCCGCCAAUAGUACGCAUCAGCAAUGGCACGUUUUACCGGCACCACCCUUCGGCGCAGCUAGCACACCCCAACCCGCCUUUCUUCUCAGACCUUACCUUUGAGCUCCCGUCAGACACCAAGUCCAGAGACCGCUGGUGUGUGGUUGGCCCGUCCCUCUCAGGAAAGACGACCUUUCUUCAGGUCUUGAGGGGCCAGCACCUCUGCAUCCCUCCUACAGCACGAACCUACCCUUACCUGGCUACAGACGACGUCCCCCACCGUCUCAAGGCCGCAAACAAGGCAAUCCAAUAUGUGGGCUUCGACGCAGAGCGCUCUGGCGGCGGACUGGGCCCGGCAACAUCUGCAUACCUGUCCGCAAGAUAUGAGUCCCGGCGCGAGAGCACCGACUUCUCCCUCAGAGACUUCCUCCUCGGCAACACGCAGCUGAACCCCUUCCACCUUCCCGGCGAGGACGACGGCAUCAGCGCGGGCCUCAUGGACCGUGUCGUGACAGACCUGCGGCUGCGGCCCCUUCUCGACCUGCCAGUGGCGUUUCUCUCCAACGGACAGGGCCGGAGGGCUCGCAUCGCGCGCGCAUUGCUGACGAGCCCCGAGGUGCUUCUUCUGGAUGAGCCCUUUAUGGGCCUCGACCCGCCUACCGUGGCUUCGAUCAGUCCGCUACUGAAGGGCAUGGCUGAGAAGGCAGCGCCGAGGCUGGUGCUCAGCGCCAGGCCACAGGAUCCCCUACCGGAGUGGGUCACGCAUCUGGUGUAUCUGCGGAAUGAUUGCCAGGUGGGAGCAAUGGGAGAGAGGGAGGUCGUUAUGGAGGGGUUGAGGAAGUACCUGACGGGUGUCAGGAAGGGCGCGCUGGCGGAAGAUGAGGCGAUGCCCGUGAGAGCAUUCAGAGAGAUGGGGAGGGUAUUGACAGAGGGCGGGAUCAGAGGGGCCGGCUUAGGCGAGGAAGGAGAGACAUUUGCUGGCGCGACUGUGCCUAGGCCAGAGCACGAGCUGAGGCCCAAGUCGCUGGGAGAGCCUAUGGUUGAGAUGGAGGGUUGUCAGGUGCGAUAUGGCAACAAGGUCGCACUGGGCAACUGGACGGAAGAGAAGGGCGGACAGCCUGUCAAGGGACUGUCGUGGACAGUGAGGAGAGGAGAGCGGUGGGGUGUCUUCGGGCCCAACGGCUCUGGGAAGACGACCAUCGUAUCGCUUCUCUGCUCAGACCACCCUCAAACAUACUCUCUACCGAUCAAGCUAUUUGGCCGCAGUCGACUGCCGGAGCCCGGUUCUGGACAGCUGCCGCUCACCUUCUGGGACAUCCAGUCCCGGAUAGGGCACUCCAGCCCAGAGGUACACCAGCACAUGCCCCGAAGCCUGACCAUCCGGCAGGUCAUCGAGAAUGCCUGGGCCGACACGUUCUUGCUGAAACCAAAAUUGAGUGACGAGGCCCGCGCCAAGGUUGACGCGUGUCUGCACUGGUUCGAACCAGAGCUGAACCCCUCUCACAACAGGGAGGUGCCAUCUGGUCUGUCUUGGGCGAGCAGCUACAUCUUUGGCGAGCUUUCCUUCAGCGCACAGCGGGUUCUGCUCUUCAUUCGGUCUAUGAUCAAGAACCCGGACGUCGUCGUUCUAGACGAGGCCUUCAGCGGCAUGGACGAGGCCGUCAGGGACAAGUGCAUGCUUUUCCUCGCUGAGGGCGAGGCUAAAACAUAUGCAACGAGCACGGGAGAGGUCACCAGCGGCGGAGGCUCCAACACCACGACGGAAACUGUGGUUGUUGAUAGCGAGCAGGCCAGGGCUGGCAACGUCAAGGUGACUGGUUUAUCAGACCAGCAGGCCCUGAUUUGCAUCAGCCAUAUCAAAGAGGAAGUGCCUGACGCCGUGCGAGAGUGGUUGUGUCUGCCUGAGGCGAACUCUGAGAUGCCUGCACGAUUCGGUCGCCUUGAUGGUCCGUUGAGGACGGACUCUAGAAGGUGGCACGAGAUUUGGGCUAUCUGA
Molecule: messenger RNA, 1998 nt
Organism: Cryphonectria parasitica EP155
Lineage: Eukaryota; Fungi; Ascomycota; Sordariomycetes; Diaporthales; Cryphonectriaceae
Exons: 2
Coding region: 1-1998 (665 amino acids)
Cellular component (GO): mitochondrion
Molecular function (GO): ATP hydrolysis activity; ATP binding
Source: RefSeq, a predicted model, not a curated record